UUGGCAGAGCAGUAUGACGUUAUCGUAGUCGGCGCGGGCAACGCCGCAUUGAGCGCGGCCUUGGCAGCAAAAGAAGUCUGCGGGCCGGUGCUGGUGGUGGAGAAAGCGCCGGAGUUCUUCCGGGGAGGCAACACAUACUUCACCGGCGGGAUCAUCCGCUUUGCUUUCGACGGUAUUGAGGACAUCAAAGCCUUGAUCCCGGACAUGUCCCCCACUGAAGAAACGUCCGUCGACGUGGGGAGCUACACCCAGGACCAGUUCUAUGACGACAUGAUGCGGGUCACCCAAGGACGAUCCGAUCCGGACUUGGCGCAAAUCCUGGUAAGCCAGUCGCUCCCUACCAUGAAGUGGCUCCAAGAAAAGGGCGUGCGGUUCGUCCUUUCCUACGGUCGCCAAGCCUUCAAGGAUGGCGACAAGUUCCGGUUUUGGGGAGGCUUGGUGGUAGAGGCGGUCGGCGCGGGAAAGGGGCUUUCCGAUCAGCAGUUUGAAGCGUCGCAGCAGGCCGGGGUGGACAUCCGCUACUCCACUCAAGGCAUCCAACUGCUUCAGGACGACAAAGGCCGGGUCAACGGGCUGAGGGUGCAAGGCCCCGACGGUUUCGAAGAUAUCUAUGCUCAUUCGGUAGUCCUGGCCAGCGGCGGUUUCGAAGCGAACGCCGAAAUGCGCUGCCGUUACCUUGGCCCCGGCUGGGAGUUGGUGAAGGUGCGGGGGAUUCCAUACAACACCGGCGACGGCAUCCGGAUGGCGCUUGAUAUCGGCGCCCAAUCCCAUGGGCAUUGGAGUAGUUGCCAUGCCGUGGCUUGGGAUAUGAACGCGCCGGCCUUCGGAGACCGUACCAUCACCGAGUUGUACCAGAAACACUCCUACCCCUUCGGUCUCAUCGUAAACCUUAACGGGGACCGAUUUCUGGAUGAGGGGGCCGACUUCCGCAAUUACACCUACGUCACCUAUGGGCGGGCAUUACUUACUCAACCGCAGGGCUUAGCCUUCCAGAUUUUCGACGACAAAGUCAAACACUUACUCCGGGAUGAAUACCACAUCCCCCAAGUGACUAUGGCCCAAGCUGACACAAUAGAGGAAUUGGCGGCGCGACUCGACAUAGACCCACAGGGGCUAUCACAGACAGUGCGGGAGUUUAACGCCGCGGUGCAGCAGGACGUGCCCUACAACCCAACGGUGAAGGACGGCAGGGCAACGGUUGGUAUCGAACCGCCCAAGACCAACUGGGCGCAACCCAUCGACACACCCCCUUACCUUGGAUACGCCGUUACUUGCGGCAUAACGUUCACUUUCGGCGGCGUGAAGAUCGACACCCGGGGACAAGUGGUCACCAACAGCCAGGAGCCCAUUCCAGGGCUCUACGCCGCCGGGGAAAUGGUUGGCGGCCUCUUUUACUACAACUAUCCGGGCGGCUCCGGCCUCUCGGCAGGUAUGGUUUUUGGCCGGCUGGCAGGAACCAGCGCGGGGCGAGACGCCAUGACCUUGAAGGACUAG
This is a messenger RNA of Geodia barretti, 1494 nucleotides long. Lineage: Eukaryota; Metazoa; Porifera; Demospongiae; Tetractinellida; Geodiidae. The record is from the annotation of a GenBank genome assembly.